Messenger RNA from Acanthamoeba castellanii str. Neff, 1272 nucleotides. Its product is annotated as peptidase S8 and S53 subtilisin kexin sedolisin, putative. The record is from RefSeq and is a predicted model, not a curated record. Gene Ontology annotation, molecular function: serine-type endopeptidase activity. NCBI's taxonomy places the organism in Eukaryota, Discosea, Longamoebia, Acanthamoebidae. Gene Ontology annotation, biological process: proteolysis. The transcript is spliced from 6 exons. The coding region runs from base 1 to 1272 and encodes 423 amino acids.
AUGAAGGCGUGGCCCAGACGGCUCCUUGUACCUAACUUCUCACACUCGGAAAACAUGAAGGCCUUCGUUGCCGUCCUGGGCCUGCUUGCCCUCUGCGUCUAUGCCUCGGCUGAGCUGGCGCCGCUGCACAAGGCCGUUUCCGGCCAGGCUAUUGCGGACGAGUACAUCGUCCUCAUGAAGCCCGACAUGCUCCACGAGGAGUGGGAGGGUUAUGUGAGCGACAUGACCAGGCUUUUCGCCGCCGACGUCGAUGGCGAGGUCCUCAACACCUGGAUCAUUGGCAACUCCUUCAAGGCGCUCCACGUCAAGACCUCCUCCUACGCUGUCCAGUUCCUCAGGAGCCACCCCGCCGUGGAGCUGAUCGAGGAGAACCAGGUCCGCACUCUCCAGGCCUGCCGCUCCGAGAGCGGCGCCAUCUGGAGGAUUGAGACCCACGCCAUGUCGGGUGUCAACGGCAAGUACACCUGGGACCAGACCGCCUCCAGCGUCGACGCCUACAUCAUCGACACUGGUAUCCUGACGACGCACCAGGAGUUCGCCGGUCGCGCCAUCUGGGGCAACAACUUCGCCGGUGACCGCAAGGACACCGACUGCAACGGUCACGGCACCCACGUCGCCGGUACUGUCGGCGGCACCACCGUGGGCGUGGCCCGCGGCGUCACCCUGAUCGCCGUCAAGGUGCUCGGUUGCGACGGCAGCGGCACCGCGGCCGGCGUCAUCUCCGGCAUUCAGUGGACCGCCGAGAACGCCCGCAAGCGCGGCCGCAAGUCGGUGGCCAACAUGUCGCUCGGCGGCGGCUACUCGUCGGUCGAGAACCGCGCCGUCGCGGCCGUGGUCGACGCCGGCGUGCCGUUCGCCGUCGCCGCCGGUAACGAGGACCAGAACGCGUGCAACGUGAGCCCGGCCUCGGAGGCCAAGGCCAUCACCGUGGGCGCCACCUACUUCACCGGCGGCCUGGGCUCCGGCCAGGACAUCCGCGCGUCGUUCUCCAACUGGGGCACCUGCGUCGACAUCCUGGCGCCCGGCCAGGCCAUCAAGUCGGCCUGGAUCGGCUCCAACAGCGCCUACAACACCAUCUCCGGCACGUCGAUGGCCUCGCCCCACGUGUGCGGCGUGGCUGCGCUGAUCUUCGGUGCCCACCCGUCCUACUCGGCCGACGCGGUCAAGUCCAAGAUCCUGGCCGACUCGACCUCCAACGCCAUCGACCUCAAGUGCACCAAGAGCGGCUGCUCGAGCACCCCCAACAAGCUGCUCUACACCGCCCCGUGCUAG